GCGAAUAAUUCUAAUUGACAUUUCCUGUAGAAAACCAAUCCCUACCACACACAACAUGUCGGACCAAAAAGCAUCAAAGUACUAUGCCGCCGACGAGGAGGCGCAAAUGAAAAAGGCGCGAAAGACCCCCCACAGCACAAAAUACCGCGACUCGCUCGUCCAGCCAGGCACAGUCCUCAUCAUCCUGUCCGGUCGCUACCGCGGCAAACGCGUAGUCCUCGUGCGCCACCUCACGCAGGGAACUCUGCUCGUCACCGGUCCCUUCAAGAUCAACGGUGUGCCCAUGCGCCGCGUGAACCACCGCUACGUCAUUGCCACCUCGACUGUCGUCGACAUGUCAGCCCUUGAAAGCGACGCCGAUGCCAAGGAAGUCGUGGAGCGCGCGAGCGGCGACGAGUACUGGGCGAGGGAGAAGAAGGAUGACGAUGAUGAAUUCUUUGAGGGCAAGGAAGAGGGCCAGGCCAAGAAGGAAGUCGAUGUCAAGAGAGUCGAGGAUCAGAAAAAGCUAGACAAGGUGGUUUUGGCGAGCGUCAAGGCGACAGAGGGGUUGACGGAUUACCUGGGUGCGAGCUUUAGUUUGAGGAGUGGCGAGAGACCACAUGAGAUGGUCUUCUAGGAGUCAAUUAUUCGAGGAGAAACGAGUAUGAGAGGCUAAGCAAA
Exserohilum turcica Et28A is the source of this 660-nucleotide messenger RNA. RefSeq lists its product as uncharacterized. The transcript has 2 exons. NCBI's taxonomy places the organism in Eukaryota, Fungi, Ascomycota, Dothideomycetes, Pleosporales, Pleosporaceae. Gene Ontology annotation, molecular function: structural constituent of ribosome; RNA binding. The coding region runs from base 56 to 616 and encodes 186 amino acids. The record is from RefSeq and is a predicted model, not a curated record. Gene Ontology annotation, cellular component: ribosome; cytosolic large ribosomal subunit. Gene Ontology annotation, biological process: cytoplasmic translation; ribosomal large subunit assembly.